AUGCUGACAGAUGACCUCGCCCAGCAGCUUCAUGUCACCGUUAAAUGGGAUCAGGGGAGUUCUAACGCUGACUGGAACCGGCCCUGGAGAAGGGAGGAGGACCACUGCGCCGCAAUGCCUCGUGCCCAGACUCCUGAGCUGGCCCAGAAGGGUUCCAUGGAUUCCAAGACUGCUACCUUUGAACGUAUUGUGGGCGAGAUCGCCUUCCAGCUGGACCGCAGGAUCCUCUCCAGCAUCUUCCCUGACCGAGUCCGCCUCUAUGGCUUCACCGUCGGCAACAUCCCCGAAAAAAUAAUGCAGGGUGAAAGUGACACCGUCAACCCCCUGACCCAAGAGCAGCGUGCGGCGAUGAUGGAGCGCUACAACGAAAUCAUGAGCCGCUUGAAGCCGCAAAACUACAACCCCACCUUCCAUCCUCAGUUCACAGAGCAUAUUGUGAACACUUACGGAAUCCUCCGAGAGCGUCCCGAUGCGUCAGGCUCUGAAGCAGAGCUCUACAACGACCUGAAUUACCUGCACGAGGUGAUUGUCAGUGUGGUUCCCCAAGACAAGGUAGCCGACUGCUUGAUCCUGCUCAACUGCCUCCGAUUGCUGUCCCAGGCUGAUGGGAAGCCCCUGUUCAUCUGGUGACCCCCCU
Molecule: messenger RNA, 637 nt
Organism: Python bivittatus (Burmese python)
Lineage: Eukaryota; Metazoa; Chordata; Lepidosauria; Squamata; Pythonidae
Source: RefSeq, a predicted model, not a curated record